Molecule: messenger RNA, 2520 nt
Organism: Geodia barretti
Lineage: Eukaryota; Metazoa; Porifera; Demospongiae; Tetractinellida; Geodiidae
Source: the annotation of a GenBank genome assembly
CAGACAGUACUCACGAAGACCCUGAAGAUGAAGAAUGGGAUUCAGAUGAUAGGAGUGAGGACGAAGAAGACAGAGACUCAGAACAAGUGUACUCAAAUGAAGAGGAGGGAACUGAAGCAGAUGAUGAGUCCUUUGCUGCCACUAGUGAAGAUGAAGUUCAGGGAAAAAACGGAAAAUCAUUGAAAAGGACGAUAAUUGCAGAUAGAAAAGAAAGACAAGAAAGCACAGCAGGAAAAGGUAAAGAAGAAAAAAGAGGGUGCGUAUCACCAGCAGGUUCACUUGGGGAGAAUGAGUCAUUAGAUCCUGGUUGUUAUAGAAAAGACCAGGAGAAAAAGUCAAAGAAAAGAGAGCUAUCAGAUCCAGGCAAGGACCAAGAGGAACGCGAAAUCCAGUCAAAGAAAAGGAGCAGGAAAAAGCACAGGGAGAGUAGCAUGAGCCCCAUGCCCAGAGGUAGCUCCUCCCCCUCCACUUCACAAGAAGAGAACAAAAACAAACAUGCCCCUAGUGGGCAUAGCCGUGAAAGUGGUUGUGGAAAAAAGAAGAGAGAAAAAGAAAAAGAGAGUGUUCCUAGCUCCUCUGGGACUGAUGACUCCUCACCAGAAUGUGAUAUAGUAAGGAGUCUAUCUGAAUCCGAGACUAAAAAUCUCAGAAAACUCUUCAGAUGUUUUUUUGGCAAACUCUGCUGUGGUAUAAGAGACCCAGUUGAAACAGCCGCUCAGCUGCAGGCAGAACGUCUGCUAUCCCGUUCAGCAAUGGAGAACAUGAUUAUAUCUCCUGAGUCACAGCAAGUGAAGGCCAUAGCUUUAGUUCGGGCACUUGGCAAGAAGUUAAAAGUCCCAUCCUGACAGGAUCUUCACUGUCAUUGGAGUGUUAAUACACGAUGAAGGACUCCGAGAAACUGGCAGAAAAAUGUGUAAAGCAGCAGGUAAUAUCCUUUUGUAUGCCUGUGUCCUAAAUUUAUUCACUGAUGCCUUUGCAGCAAAAAUUUGUCCAGGGAGAAUAUCGGUCUCUAUAUUUGGGAAGGAGCUACCAUCUUCUGAGAAACCUUUACCACUAGGAAAUCCAAUUUGCGGAGACGAAAGUGAGAUAAUGCCAACCACAGCUAAGAAAGAAACACUACCUAUCACCUCCCUCACUAAAGGUGACAGUGGUACGGCAUUAUCCACUGCUGUAAGUCAAUCUGUACAAAGUUCAGAUAUAUUGACGAAGUAUAAGCAGUACUUGCAGUCUUGUUACAAUGCUAGAGCCCUAGCUCAAGCAGACAAGUACCUUCCCACCCUAGACGCUCCCUACAUUAAUCUUGCCAUGAUUAGAAGGGGACAACCCUAUAAUCCUAAACAAAGAGAUGAGUUUACCAGGAGAACACUGCAUGGAGGAGUAGACCAGAUUCUUCAGAGUAAGACACCUAUCAACAUUGAAGACCUGCUGACUCCAGAAAACAGUGGUAGGCCAGUCAGGUUCAUUCUGGUAGAAGGUCCUCCAGGAAUUGGUAAGAGUACCUUUGCCUGGGAGGCAUGUAGGAGAUGGGAUGAGAUAGAAAGCCUCAGACAGUACCAUACUGUGGUUCUGCUCAAGUUGAGGGAAAAGUGGGUCUUAAAUGCCACACAACCUUCCGAUCUCUUCAGGUUUCCACCCAAGCCCGAAUUGAGUACUAAUAUUGCAGAAGCACUUAACAAAUCGCAUGGCCACAAUCUGUUACUGGUUUUAGAUGGGUUUGACGAAGUCUCUCACAGUUUCCAUAAAAACUCUGUCAUAAAAAGCAUUCUGUGUAGGCAGCUCUUACCCAAAUCUACCAUUAUUCUCACUACUAGACCAGUGGCCAAGAACACACUUAGAAGUAUCUGCCAGCCUCGAGUUGAUAAACAUGUAGAAAUCAUUGGGUUCACAGAGGAAGAGAGAGUGAGGUAUAUCACUGAGGUCUUUAGCAAGGAACCAGAGCUUCAGAUGAAUUUCUUAAAGUACAUGUUUCAUGUCCCUCACAUAAAGUCAAUGAUGUACAUUCCGCUCAACUGUGCCAUUAUAGCACAAGUCUAUUUCGAGUCUCAGAUAAAUUGCCAACUUACUAUUCCAAAAACUAAAUCACAGCUGUACAAGGCACUCACUCAUUCUCUUAUUACUCGACACAUGAAAAUGAAGGAACAAAAUUAUGAGUACUCAUCUAUGUUUCCAGAAGGUCUCAACGAAGAAGAUAUGAAAAACUUUAAGACUUUGGCAAAGUUCGCUUUUUAUAGCUAUCAUGGAUUGAAAGUCAAACAAGAGGAUAUCCAGCAGAUAUUAGGUCGAUCAAGAAAAGAACUAAGUGUAUCUGAAUUAAGGAAGGUAACAUUUUUCAAGGAGGAUAUCCCUGAAGGAUUCAUUCAUUUUGGUUUUAUGAAUGAGUCCACUGAAAUGUAUGCAGGCAAAGGAGUGGAGGAAACAUUCUCAUUUCUCCAUCUCAGCCUACAGGAAUACCUGGCAGCUUGGCACUUGGCUAAGAGCUACAGCACUGAGUUUCAGGUGGCUUAUCAUAAGAUGGUUGUU